AAGCAUUUCCACCCUUUCCCAACUCUGGAAGAUCCCCUCUGAUGUAGACUGAGUCACCCACUGCCCACUUAGGCACAAAGCAAAGCGACUCAGACGGGGGAUUAAGCCAAGCUUCAAUUUGUCGGACUCGACCGCACGAGAAGGUCUUGUGUUCAGGAGAUAAACUUGCAUUGAUAUAGCACCCUUCACAACCUCAGGACGCCCAAAAAACGGUGACAAGCUCUGUUCGCUGUUCCUCCCAAACGAGAUGAUGCCAGAGCGUGAUGUGAUGCAAUUUCCUCUCUGCAAACUGUAUUAAAUAAUCGCUGAAAAAGAAUUAUACUUUGGCACUCAGCGGAGCACUCCCAUUUCGACUUGCCCUGGCUUCAGACUUACAGGCUGUGGACAGGGAUGAAGUAAUAUUUGAUUCAUCAGUUAAACUUCACCGUGUUUAGAAUCUAUCCCCGCCACAGGUCUUAUUAUGUAAAAAUUGCAUCAAAGGCAAAAUCGUUCGAACCACAUGGUGCCUGGCGAUUUUCACUGGGGGAACUUGGUGCUAAGCAAAUGUCUAGGAACGCAAACCGGUUGUCAGCCGUUUCCAUAAUGAGCACUUCUGAAUCUACAAAUUCAAAUAAUCUUGAGACAUGCCAGCUGACAAAAGACAAUACCUGGGAAGUCAAAGCUAACAACAGGAGAUACCAUGCUCAAAUCAAGGAACCUUUCUUCCUUUGUCUUAAGAAAAGGAAAUAUGCUGGCAAUGAAAUUAAAACUUCUAAAUACAACAUUAUCACAUUUCUACCUCGCAAUCUGUUUGAACAAUUCCAGCGAAUUGCUAAUUUCUACUACUUGCUUAUUUGUAUUCUCCAGGCUAUCCCUGCUAUUGCUACUUUGCCUUGGUAUACAACGCUGAUUCCACUCACCUUUGUUCUGGGAAUAACAGCAAUUAAGGAUAUCAUUGAUGACGUUGUACGUCACAAGAGUGACAGGGAGAUCAACAACAGACCAUGUGAUGUUCUUUUUGGGAAAAGCUUCAUGAUUGCAAAAUGGAAAGAACUCCAAGUAGGUGAUGUGGUUUGUCUGAAGAAGGAUGACUUUGUUCCGGCUGACCUCUUCUUGCUGUCUAGUUCGGAGCCAAAUAGCCUGUGUUAUGUUGAAACAGCUGAGAUCGAUGGUGAAACCAACCUUAAGUACAGACAAGCACUGAGUGUCACACACAAUGAGGUGAACACCUUGGACCAACUAGCACAGUUUAAUGGUACAGUAAUCUGUGAAAAGCCAAAUUGUGACCUGCACUCAUUUACAGGCACACUAUUUUGGAAAGAACAGGAAUUCUCACUUGACAAUGAGCAAAUAUUACUCCGGGGUUGUAGAAUACGGAAUACGGAGAAGUGCUAUGGAUUGGUUUUAUUUGCAGGGGUGGAUACAAAAAUAAUGAAAAACAGCGGGAGAUAUGUCUUGAAGAAAACCAGAAUCGAGCGCCUCAUGAAUCGUGUGGUGCUUCUAGUCCUCUUGAUUGUUGCUGUUUUAUCAUUCUGCCUUGCUGUUGGAAGUGCUGUCUGGAGUGUGAAAUUUGGAAAUAAAGUUCCGUAUCUCGACAUUUGGUCUGGAAAUUACAGUCCAGGAUAUCAAGGCUUUCUGUCCUUCUGGGGAUAUGUUAUUAUUCUGAACUCGAUAUUGCCGAUGUCACUUUAUAUUACGUUUGAAUUCCUCCAUGUGGCCCAGAGUUUUUUCAUCAACUGGGAUAUAAAAAUGUACUGUACUGCGAGAGACAGCCCGGCCAAAGCAAGAACAACCACCCUGAAUGAGGAGCUCGGUCAAAUAAAGUACAUUUUCUCCGAUAAAACAGGCACUCUGACCCAAAACAUCAUGGCCUUUAAGAAAUGCAGCAUCGCUGGACGGAUCUAUGGCAAUCAAUUUGAUGAUGUCAAUAAAGCAAAGGCAGUUGACUUUCGCUGGAACACAUUCGCUGAUGGAAAGCUGAAGUUUUACGACUGUUUGCUUUUGGAGCUCAUUCGGUCAGGAGAUGACCCUGAAGUCCAUGAAUUCUUUAAGUUACUGGCUGUUUGUCACACGGUAAUGGUGGAGGAGAAAAAUGGUCAGCUUGCAUACCAAGCCGCUUCCCCUGAUGAAGAGGCUCUGGUUACUGCGGCAAGAAAUUUUGGUUACGUGUUUUUGUCACGUACACAGAACACUAUAACCGUUAGUGAGCUGGGAGUGCAGAGAACGUACACAGUGCUGGCGAUACUGGACUUUAACAGCUGCCGAAAGAGGAUGUCCGUUAUCUUGGAAGAUUCAGAAGGGAAGAUUAAGCUGUACUCCAAAGGAGCAGACGCAGUGAUCUAUGAAAGGCUUUGUCCCAACUGUCCUCACAAGGAGAGCACGCAGAUGGCCCUCGAUUAUUUUGCAGCUGAAACACUGCGGACAUUGUGCCUGGCAUACAAAGAAGUGGAUGAAAGCUACUUCAAAGACUGGAACCAAAGGCACCAUAAAGCCAGUGUUGUUCUAGAGGAUCGAGGGAGAUUGCUCGAAUUGCUGUACGAAGAAAUAGAAACAGAUCUGGUGCUUGUUGGAGCCACUGCUAUUGAGGAUAAAUUGCAAGACGGAGUCCCUGAAACCAUUCAGAACUUGAAGGAGGCAGAUAUUAAAAUCUGGGUACUGACUGGAGACAAGAAAGAAACAGCGAUUAAUAUUGGAUAUUCCUGUAAAUUACUCUCAGACCGUAUGGUGCUUUUUGAGGGGCAUGAUAUCAGCAAAGCCCUAGAGAAGUUACAGAAGAGCAACUACACACACAAAGAAAACAACCUUGCAACCAUUUCAGGGGCCAUGAACAGCAGUGAGCAGCCUGACAUGCUGUCGUGCAGUAACAAGGCACUGAUUAUCACAGGAAGCUUCCUGGAUAAAUUCAUUAGAUGCUUGAAUCAAUCAAGAAGGAAGAAACCAUGUUGCUGGAAGUUGAAGACAGCCAUUAAUCCGCAGUCAAGAGAGGACAUUGACUGUGAGGAGGAGGCUCAUGAGAGAGCGUUUGUGGAGCUGGCUUGCCAGUGCAAGGCUGUCAUCUGUUGCCGCGUCACUCCCAAGCAGAAAGCCAUGGUGGUGCAGCUGGUCAAAAAGCACAAAAGUGCCAUCACACUGGCCAUUGGGGAUGGAGCAAAUGAUGUUAACAUGUUGAAAACGGCACAUAUCGGAGUUGGAAUCAGCGGGCAGGAGGGCAUGCAAGCCGUUUUGUCCAGCGAUUACUCACUCGCGCAGUUCCGCUACCUUGAACGGCUGCUUCUGGUUCAUGGACGAUGGUCUUACUUAAGGAUCUGCAAGUUCCUGAGAUAUUUCCUCUACAAGACAUUUGCAUUUUCCUUUGUCCAAAUCUGGUUUUCAUUCUUUAAUGGAUUUUCCGCUAUGUCUGUUUUUGAGAAGUGGUGCAUCACCUUCUACAAGGUGGCGUACAGCUGGCUGCCUGUUCUGUUCUUGGGGGCGCUGGAUCAGGAUGUAAGUGACGAACUGAGCAUCAAGUAUCCGAAACUCUACAGAAUUGGACAGCGGAAUGAACUAUUUAAUUACAGGAUCUUCUUAUUUACUCUUUUUCAUGGCUUUCUAAGUUCAUUAGUUAUAUUUUUUAUACCGUAUGGAGCAUUCUUCGAGAUUGCGGGACGAGAUGGAAUAACAGUCUCGGAUUACCAGUCCUUAGCAACGAUUGUUGGCACUGCUGUGGUGCUGUCUGUUAAUGUGGAGAUUAUGUUGGAGAUUUCAUACUGGACAGUUCCCAAUGUUUUGUCCAUCAUCAUCAGCCUUGGACUAUACUUUUGCAUCACCUUUGUAACCCAAAGUACUUUCUUGACUCAACGGAAACCAGAUAUGUUCCAAUUCCAAGGAGCAGCUUUAAAUACUUUUAGAGAGCCUUAUGCCUGGCUGACUAUCCUACUGACGGUUACUGUAAAUGUUAUCUCUUCCAUUACAACUCGCUUAAUUUGGGGAUUCUUUAGAUCCAAAGGUGCAGGAAGAGCAACUUAUGAAGAUCUAAACAAAAGUCAGCAAAUUUCUAACAGUAAGGCCAACCAUUUCAACAGAGAUUCAACACAACGCCGCUCGGCCUAUGCCUUUUCGCAGGACAAAGGCUAUGCUGACCUCAUUACCUCAGGAGCAAGUAUCCGGAAGAAAAGGCCUGCUUCAGGAACAAAUACAAACAGCAAUGCCUGUAAAAGUACGCCUGAAGGGGAAAACGAUGUGGUGCAGGAAAAAUUCUGAAGUUAUCACACACUUCAGUUCAGGCAUUUACUAAGAUGCUGGAAACGUUUUGACACUGUUUCAUGGACCAUUCUAGUAAAUAUCCAAAAUACCAGGUUUCUGAAGAAUUCUGAUCAACUGAAGACUGUACUCAGCCCACAGUAAGAGUUAGCUUUGUCCCUGCAACUUGAAUAGAUAUAGUGCCAUUCAUCCUGAUUUGUUAGGGCCUGUGCAUAAUACAUUCUGUUAUUUCAGUCUAUUUAAAUCUAGUUAAAGUAUUUUCUUUGCACUCUUGAUUUUUAAAAAGUUUGUUCUGUGGUGCAAUUAUGGGAUCCGUGAUUGGAUUUCUUGUUUUUGGUUUCUGAUAGUCAAAGCCCAUUCAAGUUUCCACAUAAAGAAAGUGAGCUUGUGCCACCAGACCACCAGGAAGAGAGAUGGCCAUCAUAAUAUGCUGUUGCACCAGCAGUGAUCACACGUGUCCACCCACUCUUAUUAAACGCUUGAGGUUGGAUACAUAACCUAAAGUAAACUGUUAGUUUAAUCUGAUCAGCACUUAACCCGCCAAAAAGGACAAUGGCCGGGUCGGGUGGACUGCUUGCUUUUACACCCAACCUAAUAUUGCACUUCACCAGCUUCAAUAAGGAAAAACAUUACGUGGGUGUAAAACCAACAUUGAACCUGAUCUCCAUUGAACAUCCCCACAUCAUGAUGGGCGGGUUAGGUUAAAAUUGCUCCCUAAGUAUUUAACCCUCACUAGAGUUUAACCUUCACUAGAGCAUCAAAACACAUAUAACCUAUUAAAUUCCAGUAAUGCAACAUUCAUAACACUGCUGGACAUAAAAUAUAAGGAACAGGCCUAUUCCUCACUCAGAGUGCUGUCAAGUAGAAAUCACUGACUAACUACACAUCUUGCCAUUGUGACAACAAUUAAGCCACAUGGACUAAUAAGCUCCUUACAUUCAAUACAGGCAUUUCAUAUCUUUACUUAUUCACCAAAGAGCUAUUAUCAUUCUGUGCCGGAUUCUGCCGUCUUCUUCUUUCACCAAGUUUGGAACUCUGACAUGAAUUGACUAGACCCCACACAUCUUAGUACAGCUUCUAGGUUUUCGUCUGGCCACUGAAAAUGGUACUUGGACUUCAUGAGAGAGAUGACUAGAAAUAUUGACUCACACAACGAGAUGUGCUGGACACGUCCCUGCUCUCCAUCCAGAGUGCAAUUGGAUGCUGUUUGCCCUUUGCCAUGGUUUGCCCACUGGAGUCACUGGUUGUUGAUAAGUCUUGCUUUAUUCAGGCCUGGAGCAGUUAUUCCAACUGGUUGAGCUGAUCACAAUGUCAAUCCCCCUCUCCGUUCGGAGUUUCUGGUGUUUCCAUUGCACUACUGUUCAGUGUUUUCAUUUGACUGGCACUCCAUUUUACCAGGUGACCAACAAACAGUAACCAAGGAAAUAAAGCACACACAAUGAUCAGUAAACACUCAUACAUUGUGCUUUCAUAGCUUUUUACCUACAAACAUGCAAAAACGUUCAAGUACACAUGCAUGUGAAUUAACGCGGUUAAUGGUAGUGUCGAUUACUCAUUUUUUAUUUGUUAAUUGAAGAUUCAUUUAGCCCUGUUUGCACCCCACACAUGGCCAGUGGUAAAUGUAUUGGACAGCACUGCACUAAAACACUAAGGCUGGGAUUUUCCAGCCCUGCCAUGGGAGAUGUGGUGGGCCAGCCAGAAGUCCAGUGGCUUUUGGCAGGAAAGGAAGAUCCCAGCAUUGGGCGGGCUCAGAAAAUCCCAGCCUAAAGGUUGAAUACGACACCUACACACUUAGAUGAAUGGUUUCUCCCUAGGCUACCAAAUAUCAGGCACUCAGUUCCUGCUACGUCUCGAGUAUAAUCAGAUAUAAGUGUGCAUUAGACUGGCACAAGUCAGGGAUUCAUUCCUUCCCAAUGUCCCUCCCAUCAUUUGAUUGUUAAUAAUUUAUAUUUUAUUCAGAUUGGCUCUAUCUUUGUCACUGUGGUAUCAGCAAAAAUUGAUGUUCAGCAUGGCUGUUUGCACAUGCAUUGCCUACCUUUAUAUUAGGAGUUUCAGUAACCCAAAUAGGACCAUUUACAGUUACUUUGAGCCUCAAGUUAAUUCAGCACCACUAGUAGACAGCAUGGUAAUUAUUUUGCCAAUUAUUACAUGGUUAAAAUGAUGUGUUUGGAGUUCCAGGAUAUAGCCUUUCCUGAAGGAAUCACAGAUUAAAUGAUGAGUCUAAGUUCGAGUAUAUAGUCUCCGGUGAUUUAUAUCCCUCAAACACUACAUUCGGAAGCUUCAAUGAUGGAUUCACAAUAAUGUUAAAUCCAAAUCAGCUUUUUUAUUAUUAUUGAACCCAAGGUUAACAGAGGAAAACAAAAGCACACAAUACUCUGGAUAGUUUUGUAAUGUUCCCAGGGCUUCAUUGUUCUACAGCCUGCACAAUCCUCAUGUGUUCCAAAGAAAAUCGUAUAGCCUCCAGCAGGCAGUCAGCCUUAAUCAAUGGUUCUACCUCUUAGGUACUAGACAAGGAAAAUGACCUCUCUCUCAUUUGAGUAGAGCAAGUUCAGGAGUUAGGAAGGGACCCACCUUUAAUUUCCAGAACCAAAGUGCCUCUGCAUGAUUCGGUCACCACAGGUCUCAAUCAUUUAACCAACUUAAAUAACCUCCAUCCUCAAAUCCAGAUCAUUACAUGCAUUUCAGAAUUCACAAAAUUCCUAUCUAGUUGCACAUGGAACCUGUCUCUGAAAUCAAAUUGAUUCUGAUCUCUUCUCCCCUCCAUUCGUAACAUGCUCAGAACUAUUUGAACCUGCAAAAUCGACAACUUGCAGACUGGGAGAUGCUUUGUUAUUGACCUUUAUAUGGUGUAUAAGAAAGAACGAUAAUCUGAACACUUCAUGUUAUUUUUUAAAUAAUGCCAUUAGAAUUUGUUACACAGAAGCUAUAUUUGCAUAUAUUGUAUUUUUGAUAUUUUUAUAUUCAAUGUGUUUUGAAAUAAACCAUUCAUAAAUGAUUUUACUGUAAACAUUAAAUAAAUAGUCUUUUGCAAAUGUUAUUAAAUCCAUAUCAGAUGUAGAUUGGAGGAAUGUUCGAAUGAAGUGUGUAUUUUUUCUGGAAGUAGACUAUCACUGUGACAAAACUAUGAGGAAUGUGCAAGAUCCAUGAGUAGAAAUUUUGAACUCUGCUGUUUUUGUACAAACACUGAAUGUAAUUUUACCAAAUUUCUCUGCUGUAUUUUAUCAUGGGUAACAAUCUAUAUGCAAAUAGUGCUUAUUAUAAUUUCAACUCCCUUUUCUCUGUGUAAGAAAAUAAAGUAUAAUUAGAUAUUACACUUUAAAGUUGCAUAUUCCAGUUGAGUACAAGUGUUCUGUUAAAUAAAUUUUCUGCUGCUGCCAA
Carcharodon carcharias (great white shark) is the source of this 7596-nucleotide messenger RNA. RefSeq names its product phospholipid-transporting ATPase IC-like. Lineage: Eukaryota; Metazoa; Chordata; Chondrichthyes; Lamniformes; Lamnidae. Gene Ontology annotation, biological process: Golgi organization; phospholipid translocation. Bases 544 to 4218 code for a protein of 1224 amino acids. Gene Ontology annotation, molecular function: ATPase-coupled intramembrane lipid carrier activity; magnesium ion binding; ATP binding. Gene Ontology annotation, cellular component: plasma membrane. The record is from RefSeq and is a predicted model, not a curated record. The transcript is spliced from 28 exons.